AUGUCUGUGGGAAAGACCACGAAAGUAGAAGAGAGUUUUCAAAGGGUCCUGGGAUUUAAGAAGAUGGUCGACAGGUGGCAGAAUUCACACACCCACUGUAUGUGGCAGACGCCGCUGGGCCAGAGGAGAAACCUGUAUGCUGCCCUAAGGAUGCAGGACACCAGGGGACAGGAGUUGGCACUGGCCAACAAGCAGCUGCUGACGGCCCGUCGAGCGGCCCUGCACCAGCUGCUUGAACAGGAGCAUCAGCAGUACCAGCAGGAACUGAAUCUGACGGGCAGAGCAUUUUACGUGGAGAGACUCUGA
Molecule: messenger RNA, 306 nt
Organism: Puma concolor (puma)
Lineage: Eukaryota; Metazoa; Chordata; Mammalia; Carnivora; Felidae
Gene: CFAP141
Product: cilia and flagella associated protein 141
Source: RefSeq, a predicted model, not a curated record